Messenger RNA from Epinephelus moara (kelp grouper), 1184 nucleotides. Its product is annotated as beta-glucuronidase-like. Gene Ontology annotation, biological process: carbohydrate metabolic process; glucuronoside catabolic process. Gene Ontology annotation, molecular function: carbohydrate binding; beta-glucuronidase activity. The record is from RefSeq and is a predicted model, not a curated record. NCBI's taxonomy places the organism in Eukaryota, Metazoa, Chordata, Actinopteri, Perciformes, Serranidae. The transcript is spliced from 5 exons. Bases 189 to 1169 code for a protein of 326 amino acids.
AAUAUAUAUUAUAAUUAUUUUUUGUUGUUAACGUUAAAUGACAUUCAGAGAUUUUUCCCACAGUACCUGAAGGCAUCACGAGAAAGCCGCUCUCUGGUCACGUGACUAUAAAUGUCAUCAUGUGACUAGUUCAGUGGAGAAAAUUGCGGUAGUAACUUUGCAGCAGAGCAGAAGUGUAUCUGUUCAGGAUGCCGCUGUGUGAACGGGCUGGGCUGUUCCGUGUCUUGUGCCUGUUCACCGUGUUUGAGGCGGGAUGUCUGCUGGACACCGGGAUGCUCUUCCCCCGGGAGUCUUCCUCCAGAGAGGUGAAGGAGCUGAACGGGCUGUGGGACUUCAGAGCCGACAGGUCCCCAGACAGGAACCUGGGCUUUGAGAAGGCUUGGUACAAGAGUCGGCUGUCUGAGACCGGCCCGGUGAUUGAGAUGCCAGUUCCUGCCAGCUACAAUGACAUCACCCAGGACGCCUCACUGAGAGAUUUCAUUGGCUGGGUGUGGUAUGAGCGAGAGGUGGUGGUGCCCACUCGCUGGAUCACAGAUGAAGGAACCAGAGUGGUGAUCAGAGUGGGAAGUGCCCACUAUAACUCUGUGAUGUGGGUGAACGGGGUGAAAGUGACGGAGCAUAAAGGCGGCCAUCUUCCUUUUGAGGCUGAGAUAGGGAGUGUUAUCAGGAAAGACCCGACUCAGCCAUGCAGGAUCACCAUCGCAGUCAACAACACCCUGAGUCUGGACACUCUGCCUCCAGGAACCAUCCAGCACAUGGGCGACCGCACCAAGUAUCCUGAUGGUUUUUUUGUGCAAAACAUCUACUUUGAUUUCUUCAACUAUGCUGGCAUUCAUCGCUCUGUACUGCUGUACACGACCCCUAAAGCCUAUGUGGAUGACAUCACCGUGGUGACUGACUUCUUGGACAACACUGGUCUAGUCAAAUACAAGGUGUCGGUCCAAGGUGCCGCCACAGCCACCCUGAAGGUCACUCUGAUAGACAAAGAUGGCCGCUGUGUGGCCUCCUCCAGCGAGCCAUCUGGAGUGCUCAAAGUCGUGGAUGUCAAGCUGUGGUGGCCGUAUUUGAUGCAUGAGAAUCCAGGGUACCUGUACUCUCUGGAGGUGAGACCACACGCUUACAUACAUGUCAUACAUGGUUACUAUUUGGAUUUAAGCUGCCAAAAAUAAAUAAAUGAAUUCUAC